UAAGAAAUACAUUUUUCGGGUUUUAACAAACGAUGCCCCCGUUUUCACGUCUUAGUACGGUCUUGUUUUGGGCCGUUUUGACAGCAGCUGGCAGUCUGCUGUCAGCCUUUAGUGAUGCUGCAAUCCUUCGGCAAUCACGUACGGGGGAAAACUGCUGCAUACUGUAGUGUGUUUUUAUUCUAACGUGGUGUGUUAUAAUAUAGCCAUGUGUUAUUACUGCUCAUUCCAUGGUUUCUUGGGGAUUUUUUUUCCUUGGAAUUUUUAUUAGUAGUAAUUCAUCGGAGAUGAAGUGUUCACAGGCUGUUGAACCACAGUAUAUUUGGCAUGCCAUGACUCUAAAGUACACUUAUGUUUCUCGACGGUCUGCAGUGUAGCUGAUUCAGCUGUUAUCCAGAUUUAAAAAAAAAUUACAGGAUGUUUUGCAGACUGGCUCCAUGGUGCAGAGGGCAGUAAAUGAUUAAAGUAGGAAAGGGAAACCGGAUCAGGCAAGCUGAUUAUGUGUUUGCAAAUUCCCAUAAUGGUUCCAUUUAAAAUUGUUCACCUUGUGCAGACACUGACAUUAUGAGCGCUUCAAUCUCAGGAGGAAGCACGUUAUCUUAGGCCUGUUGUUGUUAUGUGAGGUAGAGAAUUGAGCAUUUUAAAGUUUAGCAUGAAAAACUGCUUUGUGCACAAAAAGUAUUUGAAGCACAAUAGUAAUGCUUUUUUUUUCUUUUGUAUUCUCAAACCUAAAGUAAAGCACAAGGAAGAUAUAUGUUCAUGCAGGCGUGAACGGUGGAAUGCACUUCCUUGACAGUAGAACUUGUAGUGCCACAUAAUGUUGUAAUCCAGAAGCAUCCUGUUUUAACUUUUUCCUUUGUAACGCUUGUUUCAGAGCCUGAGUGUCUAGUUUCAGGUGUUAUCUUGAGCUGACAAGGAUCUUAGUGCAGACUUGCUGGAGCACCUGCAAAAGACAUGGCUAACAACAGUGUAACAGAUAUAAGACAGAUUAUGGUGGUCAUAUCAAUGGUGGAAGAAUGGUCUGCUCUGAAAUCUCUGCCUCAGGAUAGCUCUGAGGAUGAAAGUCACAAGUUAAGUUUUAGAUCUCUGGGAUCAAACCAAGUCUGUGACUUGACUGUGGAGGAUCGCUCGAUCAGCUUGCACUAUGCAGAGUUAAAGGAAGACAUGACAGAGGAGAGCAUCCGUGAGACAAUCGAUAGCUGCUUCAAGUCUUGCACAGAGGGAAUCAGAACAUUUCUGUUGCUGAUCCAAGGCGGCUGUUACACAAUGAGAGAACAAAGACUGACAGAGAUCCUUCAGGCCCACUUUGGAGCUGAGGCUUUAAAAUACCUUAUUGUUCUCUCUGUGGAAGAUGGAAAGGUUGUUGACACAUUAAAUGACGCCCUGCUAGAUUUGAUAAAUGUAUGUGACGGCAGGUACUGCCGGGUUAGGUCCUCUGCUCCGGGUGGCGGGCUGCACGCCCUGCUCGAGAUGGUUGACUACAUGAUGACUGAAAAUAGCGUCACAGGUUACACUGAAAGCAUGCUAAGUGAAUCCAUGAAACGUAGCACAGAAGACUCGGCCAUGAACAUGCUGAAAAGGAAAGUACACGAGGCAGAAGAGAAGGAGCAAGCUUUCAUGCAGCUACUUCAACAACAGGAGCAGAGAAGAGCCAGGGAGCUGGAGGAGCUGAAAGCAAAGCACGCUGAGGAAAGAAAGAAGGAGGGAGCUGAACAAAAGCAGUAUGAGGCAAAAAGAGAGAGCCUUGAGGAGGCUGUAAGAAGCCACAGAGCCAUGUUGCAACUUCAGAUCAGUGCCCCUGAUGAUGAUGAAAAGAAUAAGAUCUCUGUGAUCUUGCUGGGUCUCACUGGCAGCGGUAAGUCUUCUGCUCUGAAUAUAAUCCUAGAGAGAGCAGGUAGCCAGUACUCAAUUAACGGAUCCACUCAUGAACCGGCCCUACCGACCGUGUCUUGUGAGAGAAAGAAGGUAUACGCAGCAGGGAGGAAGCUCAUCCUCGUCGACACCCCUGAGCUGUGGGAUGAAGACGGGGUGGAGAAUGUAGAGCUGGUGAAGGACUGCCUGGCUCUGGCCUUACCUGGGCCCCAUGUUUUCCUGCUGGUGCUCCAGGUGGGACGCUUCACCCAGGGAGAAUGCGAGAUGUUCGGACACCUCCAGAAGAUCUUUGGACGAGAAUUCGCAGAGCACGCCAUCGUGUUGUUUGUUCAAUUCGACAAUAACAAGUACAGGCCUCAGAAAAUCAACAACUAUGUUGCUGGUGCUCAUUCAGCCCUGCAGGAUCUUAUCCGGAAGUGCGGGAGCCGUUAUUAUGAGCUGAACAUUACAAAAUCCCAGAAUGCUUUGAGCUAUCCUCAGGUGAAAGAUUUGCUGUCCGGGAUCAGUAAACUGGUUGCCUCACACGGAGGACACCCCCACAUAGUGAAGAGAUUUUCUUUGCAGGAGCUGCAGGAACGAAACAAAGUGAUUGAAGAGAGGAAGGAAGGGGCACUGGAAGUGAACUACUUAUUAAGAGAAAAUUAAUUUCUCGUCUGUCAUAAAAAGGGGAACACUGCAUGUGGAAAAGCAGAAUAUUGUUGUACCCUAGAGCCUUGAACCUCUCUGAAGUUUCCUGUUUGGUAGAAAAAAACAUGUUGAUUCAGCUUUGAUAAAUGAGCUGCAAGUGUAGAUGUUUUAAAUUGGACUGAAUUACAUUACACAUUUGUUUCCUUUAUUUGAUACUCAUGUGGUAGCAUGGUUUGCUUUUGAAGGUUGAAUCACUUUCAGAAAAUUGUCCUUAUAACCUUUUUUAUUAUCUUAAUAAGCUUUCUAUUUUAAGUGAACUAGCUAUGAAUACCUUUAAAUGAGGAGUGUACUUUCUUUUACAAAAGUGAGCCACUUGGUAGAACACAAUGGGAGUGGUGAUGAUGUGGUUUUGAUCAAGCUAAACAAAUCAGUGGAGCACGUCGGGAACUCCUCACAUACCUGCUUGUCUGCACAGACCAGUGAAAGGAGGAAAAGAAAAAGUACAUGUGCUCUUUUUAUUUGCUUUUGGACUUCCUCACCACUGGUAUGAAGACUGGCAAGUUUAUGAGAUCUGUUGUUGUUAUCUUGAUUGCCUGAGACUUGAAGACAAUUUUAUAAAUGUUUCCACUUGCCAAUAAGCUGACACAAAAUCAUCAAAAUUACAACAGUGAUGCAUAAAUUGUUUAGAUGACAUCGUGGCGUUGUGUUCCAACGUUGGAAACUUUGGCUUUUAACCUUAUUUUCAGUUAGUCUGAUCUAUAAUUGUUUGUCUUUGUACUCACAAAGUACAUUUGAAACUUUAUUGCCAAUAGCACAACUACAGGUAGUAUUAAACAAAACUAAACAAAAGGAAAAUGCACCGGCCAACUGACGGUCGGCUUCAUUUGAAAUAUAGUUUAGCUACAAACAGAUAAAUUAACUGUAGAUAGAACAAAGCUUUUAUCCCCCAAAGUUCGAAAUGGAUCAUAAUCAUAAUCAAGGUAGACAGUAAUAAUAAGUGUCCAUGUUCUUAUAAUUUAAAGUAAUUAAAGCUGUAUAAUAUAUCUGGUAUUUUCUGAUAUCUCUGUCACUCACUUUUUAAAAAUAUAAAUGUUUUGUUGUUGGAAUACAUAGAUGAAAUCAUAAUUCGAUAUUGGUUGGAUCCCUUUUCAGAAUGCCACAGUCAGUGUGUUUUGUGAUGUGAUGUCUAAUUUUUAGAUGUCUAUACAAGUCACCUGGGAGUAAGCCAAUUAUUUUUUCCUGGAGUUGAUAAUGUGAACACGUUUCCAUCAAAUAAUUGGUUAAUUCUUAAAUUUUGGCCUAUCUUCUAUUAACAAUAACAAGUAUAGAGGGGGAAACUUGAUAUUUCCUAGUGAACAGUAGGCAUGGUCCAUGACCUGCUACUUUCCUCUUUAAUUGCAUGCACUGCAUUCCAUACCUGCAGUGUUUGUUUAACCCGUGUAUUACUUUAAUUUUCCUCUGAGACUGUUGACUAAGACAUUGCACUGUAGAUUCCUGGAGUUCUGUUUAACAGAACCAAUCUCUUCAUCCUUACUACUGUUCUGAGCUGGGCUGCCCAGUAAUACUAUCUAUCUAUCUAUCUAUCUAUCUAUCUAUCUAUCUAUCUAUCUAUCUAUCUAUCUAUCUAUCUAUCUAUCUAUCUAUCUAUCUAUCUAUCUAUCUAUCUAUCUAUCUAUCUAUCUAAUCACAGCUGUUGCUUUUUCUACAAGGUGGUACAGGUAUAACACGAGACAUGUACUAUGUUUUUAUUAAUUCCAUAAUACAGCAAUGUGCUAAAUUAUGUGAUUGUUAUUAUGAUGCUAGAGAGGGUAAAAUGGAGGCAGACAAUUCUCUGUGGCGACGCCCAUAGAGGGAGCAGUCAGGAGCAGUAGAAAAAAAUAAAGACGUUUACAUACGUUUUUGUCAUUUGCCACACAUUGAUGAUCUGCUCCUACAGACAUGCAUUAAUCAUAUAUAUAUAUAUAAUAACAUAGUGACAGAUACAUAGUCAGCUGUAGCUAAAAACUUGAAUGCAACGUCUGCUUUCAUUUAUGUGCUCUGGUCUUGUGCUGCGGCUGGCUGUGGAUUCA
Oreochromis niloticus (Nile tilapia) is the source of this 4565-nucleotide messenger RNA. RefSeq names its product GTPase IMAP family member 8. The coding region runs from base 952 to 2514 and encodes 520 amino acids. The transcript is spliced from 3 exons. The record is from RefSeq and is a predicted model, not a curated record. Lineage: Eukaryota; Metazoa; Chordata; Actinopteri; Cichliformes; Cichlidae. Gene Ontology annotation, molecular function: GTP binding.